UCUCGUUCCGUUCCUCCUCUUCGAUCCAGAUCAUCGUCGAUCUCCGGAGGCGGCUUCAUCGUUUUCUUCACUUCUUCGGUCGAUCGCAGAGUUUCAUGGGUCAGAUUUUGGCGACUGUUCAGGAUAAGCUCCACGGGAGGCAAUGGAAGGAGAAACAGAUUCGGAAGAUUACAGAUCGGGUGUUCGACCAUAUCAAAGACGACUCCGCCUCCAGGGAUGCUCUGACUUUCGAGGAAGUCUACAUCGCCGUCCUCUGCAUCUUCAACGACAUCAACAAGCACUUGCCUGGACCCCACCAGGAUCCUCCCUCCAAGGAAAAGCUCAAAUCUUUGAUGAAGGAGUAUGAUGUUAAUCUCGAUGGGCUACUCGACCGCGAAGAGUUUACCAAGUUCAUACGAAAAUUGACAAAUGACACCUUAUCGACAAUUAGUGUGAAUCUUAUAAUCGCACUUGUGCUGGCUCCGACAGUGGCACUGCUGACGAAGAGGGCAACCGAAGGGGUUCCCGGUGUGGGUAAAGUUGUGCAAAAGCUUCCGAGUUCCGUCUACGCCUCCAUAAUUACCCUUGGGGUUGUCGUCGUCCAAAAGUCUACCGAGGGUUGUGAAUAAUUUCAUCACUUCUUGUUCUGCUCAGGAACAUUUAUGCACUCCUAUUAUUUAUAGCUUAGGAAAUAUUUUCUAUAGAAGUGAAGUUACUAAUUUGUGUAAUAAUGUUGCUUAUUGUUCUUGAGAAAAUCUUUACCAAUUAUGUGUGGUUGUUAUAUCAAUAAGCUAAAAACUGGAUAUUGUAAUUAGCUGAUAUUCUACUGUUUUAUUGACUUUGUUUUUUUAAAAAAUUUCUUCAACUCAGAUUGAAUAUAUGAUUUGUAA
This is a messenger RNA of Zingiber officinale, 869 nucleotides long. RefSeq lists its product as uncharacterized. The transcript has 4 exons. The record is from RefSeq and is a predicted model, not a curated record. Gene Ontology annotation, molecular function: calcium ion binding. Bases 96 to 608 code for a protein of 170 amino acids. Lineage: Eukaryota; Viridiplantae; Streptophyta; Magnoliopsida; Zingiberales; Zingiberaceae.